AUGACAAACACCGUGAAGCCAGAGUUCACUCUUCGAGCCGGUAUCUACCCUGCGAUCAGUCCAGACCUUUUUAAUGGUUCCCUGGAAAGCAAAGUCGCGCUGGUGACUGGCUCUGGGAGGGGCAUUGGACGUGAAAUUGCGCUGGCUCUGGCAAGCUCUGGUGCGGCCGUUGCUGUUACCGGGCGAACCAGAAAGGAAGUCGAAAAUACCACGAAAGAUGUGGCGACGCUCGGGCGCAAAUGUAUAGGUGUUGUGGCCGAAAUCUGCGUCCGAGAAGAUCUGGACCGUCUAGUGAAAGAGGUAGUUGAAAAGCUCGGUGUGAUCGAUAUCCUUAUUUGCAAUGCCGGCACAAAUACGUUCAUGCCAUUCCACAUGACACAUCCGGAUGAAUGGUGGCGCCAGAUGGAAGUCAUGGUAAAGUCGCCUACGGAGUUAACGCGAAUGAUACUCCCUUCAAUGCAAGAGCGUAAUUCGGGCAUUAUAAUCUACACCUCAUCCCGCGCCGCAGCGGCCGAUUUGCCCUGGGCGGCGGCGUAUGGUUGCGCGAAAACGGCGAUUACACGUUUUGCAGGUGUCUUGCAGGCAGAGCUCAAUGCAUUACAAAAGGAUACAUUUGGCUUCCCUUCCAACGGUAUUUCCGUAUUUUCAAUUCAUCCGGGAGAGGUCAAAACAUCUCUUCAUGACACGGCUUUCCCAGAGAAGACCAAAAAGGAAGCGCCCUAUGUGAUUGAGAUGAUGGCAAAGCUCGCCAAGUCACAUCCUGACUUCAAGGCAGAACUAGCUGCAUGGACUUGUGUCUAUCUUUGCUCUGGAAACGGCAAGGCAUUGGAAGGGCGUCUUGUUGAUUGUACGAGGGAUAUUGAUGAGGUUAUAGCAUAUGUUUCCAGCUUGCCCCCGGCAAAGUUUGGCAAUGCUUGUUGUUCAAGUUGGGAUGUCCCUAUACAUGUGGAGUGA
Messenger RNA from Penicillium brasilianum, 954 nucleotides. The record is from the annotation of a GenBank genome assembly. Lineage: Eukaryota; Fungi; Ascomycota; Eurotiomycetes; Eurotiales; Aspergillaceae.